GCUGCUCUUUGCGAGCCACAGGUGUUGUAGGCACGCGCGCGCGAUGAGCUUCCCAGUUGAGAAAACGCAACCGAAGAAGAGAGAUAUGGAUUGCUAGUAGGGUACAGUAGCGUGGUUUUUACAAUCACGCACCCGGAAGAGCGUCUCGUGAAGUGAUUUCCCCGCCCGGACAAUGUCGACCCGGACUAUACACUUCGAGGCCAUCGUUCGUCGAACAAGCGAACGCAGCUCGCCAAGCGGGCCCGUCCGGAACGAUUCACAACCGCUGCAUUGUCUGAGUUAAUCUGGAAACAACCCAGUCGGGCGAUUCAGCGAGGGCAGCGCGCCAAGCGGGCGACGUCAUUGAAGACUACAGAUCUUCAUCGUGGUCAUUGUUUGCCGAACGAGUGAACACUGCUCAACACUCUGGCAUCUGCGGAGUUAAUUACUACGGCGCACGCAGUGAGUCUGAAAAGUCAUCGACUUGUCAUUCUCGCCACCGAUUUAGCUACGGUAGGCAUCAAGCGCACUGUGUCUUUGGAGACCCGAGCCCAUCACAGAGGACGUCGUAUACCCGAACGAAUAGUCGCAGCUCCCCACGCCGAGCAGUUCGGCAGCCACUCAGAACCGCAGCGCACGACUACGUGAGUCUGGAAAGUCAACUCGUCACUAUCGCCGAUUUAGCGACGGCAGAGCGGGCAAGCGGAGGACGUCUUCGGAGACGCGAGCCCUUCACCCUGCGCCUACAGCGUCAUACUUGUUACUCGUAGACGUAACUCGUAGUCGAAGUCAACCCGCCAAACGGCCUCUUCUGAGUCACUCGGGUGGAACUCCGCAACUGUGAAGUUCACGGAGCGAAGACAGUGCUUCAGGGUGACGUCACAGGACGCCCUUCGCUUGAGACUUGGCAGCCAGCUGCGGUACGCCACCGCCUGCGAGUAAGCGAACACAAGCGUCUCCGAGCGAAAAUGUUAUAACGUCGUUCAUUCAGGCCUAGCGUAAGCGUGACGUAGCGUAGACGGAGUGCGUGGUACGCGAAGUGCCUUUAGAGUCGUGACCUUCGUUGUGUUCUGACUGUUGAGUAUUGCGACUUGUUUUUCUUCUCGCCCUUGGCGAAAUGACCUGCAACGCUCGGCUCGAUGUCUUUCCCGGUCAGCAUUCAAAGGGCAAGAAAACGACACACGGAAUUGUGAAAACGUAACAGCUGCUACUGCAGAGUGAGACUUAGAAGAAAAGGAAACUAAGCUUGUAAAGGCCAACGCAGAUUGAGUGCAAAGAUCGACGUGCUCACCGGCUUCGUUGCAUUGGCGCUUAUGGGAAGGCCUCACAGUUGUUUUGUAAACACGCUUGCCGGCCGGCGUUGUCUAUCGUAUUUAAUGCGUUCUACACGUACACGUCAUUUCCUUGUCUGAAACAAGUGUGACGACCAGGUUAGACUUACUCACCAGCUUGGGUUUCGCAAGCCAAUAGGCUCACCAAGACACCACAGUGCCUGUCCUACAACUAGUGAGAAUAACGUUGAUUCGGAUUGUGCAAUGACACAGCCCAUAGAAAAGUAACAGCAGUAAAUCUGUAGUUAGUAAACGAAGUGUCAAAACUAAACAACCGUUAGUAAGUUACUUAGUUAGCACAGUUGUUUGCGUGAUUUAGCAUUAUAGUCUACUGUUCAGGUGGUUCACUUUACAAUAUCUGGAUUCACAAAAACGUAAGGAGUGAAUUAACUUCAUUGGGAAAGCAAGUCAGGUACGCAGCAAAGCGUUUGGAAAAAAAAAGAAAACGUGUUGUCUAGCAAAGAAGUUGUCUUUCUUCCAUGAGGAGUGUGUCGUUAGUCAUGCGAACCUAAUGUCUGAACGAUUUACUCCUUCAUUUGAAACAACCGACGCCUUCGAGGAAAGUUCGGAAGCCACUGACCUCACAAAGCACUUUUUUUUCGCCUUUACCGGGGUGGUCAUUCAUCUGGGCUGGGUAGAUAACCCCCUGAGUUUCUUUGGGGACCUCGAAAGCUUGACGUAGCACGACUUCCACAGGUUACGCCACAAAUUAAAAAGAAAAAAAAGUUGGAAGUUGAGGUGCCGGCUUGAGAGGUUCUGGAGCUUUGAGCAUCCACCAAUUUUCGCGCGUUGAAUACACUCUUUCCUCUCUUGCGUUUAUUUCUGUUGCUUGCGUUCUUUCUCGUUUUCAAUGUUCUCCUUUUCGCUAGUGUCAGCAGCGACGCUACAAAAGUGAGUUAAAUGAAGUUGCAAAAGACUACCAAGUAGCUCCGCCGAGACGAACGUAUUUCAGUCGCUGUUCUAGAGUGACGUCACACCCUUUGAGGGGUGAUAAAACCUCUAAAGUAAGGAAGGCACCUACACUGUAAGAAGACGUUGACAUAAAGUGGUUCCGAAGCGAUUGCCACUCGGUGUCAUUUCUAUGAACGGCGGGCAGUCGUAAAGGGCUCAUGAUACACUGGACGUCCGCAGCUGUGAUUCAGUCGACGCUUUCAGAGUCAAUAAACGCCGCCUUAUUCCAUUCUCAAUCGUCAAAGCACUAUAUUCAGCUCGGGACGGGAUAGUGACCGAAGUCUACGACGUGUUUACAGAGAAAGCCCAUCGAGAAACAAAACGAAAGAUCAUAGAGGGCAUUGGCAAGCUGUUUUUGUCGCGCUGAUGCAGUAGGUUCUCUUGUAUUCAAGUAAGGGAUUGACCCAGGGGACAAGUCGAGAACCUCUGAACUAUGUGGCAGCGGUCGUCAAUCCCAACUUCGAAGUGCCGUGGAGUAGCUUUUUUCUAAAUUUAUUUUUUCUAUACGCUCCGAAAAAACAGCGGUUAGCGUAACUUUGAAGAACACUGCAUAACCACGCUUCUUUAAUACUCGCGCGUUUAUAUUAACACAAAUGGCACACCACGAAUCCAACACCUCACGUGCUUUAGGAGAGACAAGAUCGUGACCUUCGUUUCAUUCGACCUCCAGGGCUUGUUAACGGUAGUAACUUCUUAUUCUUCAGAUUCUUCAGUGAUCUUGUCAUAAAUUAUGGCACACCUCCUGCUUAAAACUCUUUUGCGUCGACGAAUGAGUGCCUAAUCUAAUGUCUACCCUCUAACAAGUGAGGGAAAGCCAGACUCUUAGCUCAACGAACUAGUCAAACUUGUGAGUGCGCGCACAGAAACGAAGAUUCGACCUGGCCGACGCCACUGAAGGACUUCUACAGUAACAAGCGCAGUUCCAGUGUUGCUCCUGUGCAUAUCGGUGUCGUCGAGAGGUUCUGGUGUUGUGCAACGCGAAAGUGCAUGUGUGCCAAUCUGUUUUCGAGCGGGUGCUGCCCCGAUCUGUUCCGGCUAGCACCUGGUGUAGUAACGCAAUGGGACAUGUGGUCCACGCCAUUUCGCAAGACGUCCGGCAGCUACGACUUCGUGGUCACCUCUGCGACUUCAAGAAAAGCGAUCCAGGGAGAAGUGAAGCUCCCCGCUGAGAAUGGAGAUACGAGGCAGUACCGUGCCACGCCGGACUGGGGGGAAAGUGCUAUCAAUGGGGACCACUUAUGGACAGCCACUAGUGCCUCUGGGGAUCUCUGUUAUGUGGGAGAGAGUGAAUGCUCAAAACAUGGACCCCGGAUGAAAUGCCCAGCUUGUAAAAUAACUGUUCACGCCGGAUGCAUUAGCAUUUUAAGUGAUAAAAUGAAGUUUCAAUGUAAGCCAACAUUCAGAGAUGUCGGCAUCAGACAAUACCGAGAGCAAACUGUGAUUCAGCACCACUGGGUACAUAGGCGCUAUGAGAAAGGCAAGUGCCAACAGUGUAGCAAGUCCUUUCAGUCAAAACUCUCAUUUGGUAGCAAGGAGAUAGUGGCCAUCAGUUGCACGUGGUGCAAGACAGCCUACCACAACAAGGAGUCUUGUUUCAGUAUGCAAAGGAUUGGGGAGCAGUGCAACCUGGGGACACACAUGGACAUCAUCGUGCCGCCCUCGUGGAUCGUCAAGUUGCCCCGGAAGGGUUCCUUCAAGUCAUCUAUCAGGAGGUCACCAAAGAAACGGGCUUCUACGAAAAAGAAGUCCCGUAAAGAGGGAUGUGGAGACAAGGACACGCAGCGUGCAUUCGCCAUCAAGCCGAUCCCGUGCGCAUCAAGCAAGCCCCUGUUGGUGUUCAUCAAUCCACGGAGUGGGGGCAACCAGGGGUCCAAGAUGAUGCAGAAGUUCCAGUGGCUUCUUAACCCACGCCAAGUCUUCGAUCUCUCGGAAGGGGGUCCCAAACAGGGGCUCGAGCUGUACCGCAAGGUGAACAACCUGCGGAUACUGGCAUGUGGGGGCGAUGGAACGGCGGGCUGGAUCCUGUCCGUGAUCGAUGAGAUCGGCAUCGUGCCCCCGCCGCCCGUCGCUGUGCUACCCCUGGGUACCGGCAAUGACCUGGCUCGCGCGCUUGGCUGGGGAGGGGGUUACACGGAUGAGCCUAUAUCAAAGAUACUCCAAGAUGUUCAGAAUGGGGACAUCGUUCAGCUGGACAGGUGGGACCUAAUUGUAAAUAGAAACACGGAGGUGGACAUCUCUCAGUGCGAAGAAGGCAAAGAGACUGUGCCUUUAAAUGUUGUGAAUAAUUAUUUCUCUAUCGGCGUGGACGCCCACAUUGCCUUGGAGUUUCACGAAGCACGCGAAGCUCACCCUGAGCGGUUCAACAGCAGGCUAAAGAACAAAAUGUUUUACGGCCAGGCAGGAGGCAAGGAUCUCCUUCAGCGAAAGUGGAAGGACCUCUGCAACUACGUCACAUUGGAGUGCGAUGGCCAAGAUUACACGGGGAAGUUACGAGAGCACAAAGUACACUCCAUUCUCUUCUUGAACAUUCCCAGUUAUGGUGGUGGCACGAGACCCUGGGGGAACCCGGGGACAGCGUUUGAAAUGCCACAGACCGAUGAUGGCCUCAUUGAAGUGAUUGGCCUCACCAUCUACCAAAUGCCUUUUCUCCAGGCGGGUGGCCAUGGCACGUGCCUCUGCCAGUGCCGGAGCGCCCGCGUCGUGACGAGCAAGACCAUCCCGGUGCAAGUGGAUGGGGAGCCCUGCCGCCUACUGCCGUCGCUUAUCGAGCUGCAUAUGCGCAACACGGCCUGCAUGGUCGCCAAGGCCAAGAUUCACAACCAAGUGCCAAGCCAGUUACCACUGGAAAAGCUGACCAUUGCCAUCCGAAAGCUGAACAUGGCUGAUUACGAGAAUUAUCACUACGACAAAGAGAGGCUACGAAGCUUAUCCAUACCGAUUGGAACAUUGACUGUGAACCCUGACACCGAUCUGGAGAAUGUCAGGCUGAUGAUCAACCAGUUGUGUUCUCUGGAAGGUCCAGACGCUCAGAAUCUGUCACCGUCCAAGAGGUUUUCACCUGACUGGUGCUUUCUGGACUCGUGCACAGCAGAGAGGUUCUUUCGCAUCGACCGAGCUCAGGAGCAGCUACACUACGUCGUCGACAUUGGUCAGGACGGCGUGUACAUCCUCGACCCUGAGCAAUCGCCUAUCGCUCCAGAGCCUCCACCACCACCCAUGACAUCACCCACAACAGAGGAGACCAGUGCCCUGGACAGUUCGUCUGUCCUGAAGGAGAGUGCAGAAGGCCUAGCAGCUGUAGCAGCAGCUGCAGUCGCAGCCGAAGCUGAAGCUGAAACAAUGGAGCCAGCUCCGAUGUGGAGUACUCCUACCUGCACGCAAGACUGUAAGGAACAGAAAGUUGGGGCUGGAGAACAGCCACAGCCAACUUCAUCGCACGAAGUAAUCAUGGCUGCCAAACUGGGAGAUCUCUUAAGGCUAAAGCAGCUUUGUGACAGUGGUCACAGCCUGCUGUCGACGGACGACAGUGGGAUGACGGCGCUGCAUCACGCCGCUCGCUACGGACACAAGGACGUUGUUCGGUAUAUUGUCGCCAGCGCACCGCCAGUGAUCUUGGACAUUGUGGACAAAGACAGAGGACAGACGGCUCUUCACAAGGCAGCGGCGUACAAGCGAAGAACUAUCUGUUGCAUGCUUGUAGCAGCAGGAGCAUCGCUGUCCAAGGCAGACUGCCAGGGACAGACAGCGAAGCAGCUGGCUGCCAGAGCCGGCGAUGAGGACUUGGCAGCGUACCUGGAAAGCCAGGAGCACUUCGAAAGGCUCGUGCAGGAUCGGGAGACGGCUGUCUGACGACAGCUGAAUGCUGACGCCCUGCCCCGCAACGGCAAGGGUCUCAGCUUUCCCUUUCCUCGGUCGUUCCUGUGGAACCACGAAGCCGACACCGAAGCCGCAGCUGCGAGACUGCGUUGAGCAAGCCAGGCUGAGGCUUCAGCCUAAGUCGCAGCCAGAGCAUCGCUCUCACGUGAGAUGCGGCUGAUGGGAGAGAGACAGGUUGCGGGCCGUCCGAGCCCCACUUUGUUGAAAUCGCAGCACAUGUUAGGAGGAGCCGAGUCACGGCUACUUUGUUCUGGUCCGACGGUGGAAGGAACUGAAAGAAGGGUGGACGGUCCAAGCUUGAGGAGAAGAGAAGGCAGGGUUAUGUGGCAGUUGUAAGGCUAGGCCAGAAUGGAGCAUAAAGAGUUUGCACGAACCAGUACGUACGCUUCUUCACGCUAAGAACUUUCACCAAUGCAACUAGUGCCAUUGGCGCUUUAGCGUGUUGAUGUGUUACGUGUCAGCACAUUCACAAACUGGUUUGUGUCUCAGCAUUGCAUCAUGAAUGUCAGUUAUGAUUUCAUGUUAAAAAAGGGUUCGUUUUCGGUCUAUCUUGUGCAUUUAGUUUCAUUCUGGCCUGACAGUGCACUAGCCAUUCAUGGGGCAUUACGAAAAUGUACUUUGAACAGUUUUGUCUUGAAAUACGUCUGCACACUAGUUUUCUUUGCUUCGUGAAUCUUCCGGGAUUGUUCCUAAGCCUUGUUCGAGAACAUAUUUGGGUUACUCUUGCAGAUCCUCUUCAAGCAACAUUCGCAUGAGUUCCCAGUGCGCUUACUUGACAUGCGGGAGCAUUGACAAUUACUCGCGCUCCCGUUCUCACGACACCAUUUUUAUUGAUUUUGCAUCUGCUGUAUGGAGCGGAAGCUUCGGUUUACCAGUUAUUUGACUUGUUCGUUAGUUGGCAGCUAGCUAAGUGGUCUGAGGGCACACUUUUUUGGCAGCUGCCCAAGAGCUUAGGUAUUUGGUGCUUUCAUACGCUGUGCUCACUCGAGCACAAGAUGCUGACAAGCUAUGUUCACUGAAUUUCUGAGGUACGUUGUAUCCCGAUUUACCCACAGGCUCAUAGAUCUAGCAUUUUAAUGCCUUGCCACUUUUGUCAUGUCGCGUGUGAAAAUCCUUAUUAGAGUUCGCCGACCAAGGUUACGUAACACUGGUUUGUGUACGGCUCUGCCUUCCUCACUGCUUUUUGUCUCGUAAUGAACACGAAAAGUUCUCAUUGUGCACAUCCUGACACGUAUAUCUUGGAUAAUUUGCACACUUCUUUUAUGGUUGCACUCCUUUUGCCUCCUUAUGCGAUUCUCAGCAAAACAAGUCUGCCGUGGCGCUUUACGACUCUUGCACUUUCGUGUUUUAAAGUUUUUCACAACCUGUCCAAGUACGCCGCGGCGGUCCUGAAGUCUUUAACCUGGCUAACCUCACAUUGAACAUGUGCACACUAUGUCAGUGAUGAUGCGUAGUUUAUACUACGCAUCACUUUAUACUUGUAGAAUGCGUUCUGCCGUCACGCGUGGAUCUGGCGACAGUAGGCGCAGGCAUACGUGCAAAGCCUUCUCAACGUUCCAGCACCAUCCUCCUCAACAACUUUGGCCUUAAUGUCACCAGCAACUCCCUCCAUGUGGUGGUAUGGGAGGUAACGCCCAUGAAACGACGCUAGCGCCACCUUUGGGCGAGAGACGAAACCUCGAGUGGUCCCUUUGCGGAACAGCCCCUUUCCCUUCAUCAAGAAGGAGGGGUGCAGUAGUUUCAUUGAAACGUGCUACGCUAAAUAACGCUCUCGCAUUAUGUUGUACAAUUUUGUAUAUUUAGCCCUUGUACCAUAGCAACGCAAGUGUAGUAGAGCUAGUUGUUUCGACUGCCCCCUUGGAGGAGGAGGAGAAAAAAAAACACAUUUGUAACUCCGAAACAGUACGUCUGACUUUCAAGCGGUGCACCGUAUUUUUAAUUUUUUUAGUCCCCGCAGCAACAACUCGAGGAUGACCAAAGCAUUCUUCAGAGGCUGGCAAGCCUCAGCCUUGCCUCUGUGUAAUACAGUAUAAUCUCGUUGAUAUGGUCCUCACGGGAACCGGAAAAUAAAAUGUAUCAUUCGAAAAUCAUAUUAUCCGAAAAUAACCGUAUAUAAGCAAAAAACAUAUUAUCCCCAAAAACGUAUUAUGCAGAAUUGUAUCAAUGAGAUUUCACUGUAGUGUGUCCUCUGUAGGGUUUUUCUUUUGGCCCAGUUGAAAGGUCUUGUCCAUGAGCUCCUCGUUGCCAGUAGAACGUAAAUGCAAGCUUGUCGCAUGUCGAAGGACGAGGGAUUUUCGUGUGGAUGCCAAGUUGGACCCCCAGUUGCAGCUCUUCAAUGGCAGCAUGCUUUUAUGCCUUCGCAGACUGCUACUUUUGUUGUUAUUGUUGUUGACUUUUAUUUUACCUGUGUAUAUCAUUUUUGUCUUGCUCACCAAAGUGGCUUGCAUGUACUGAAGUUCUUGCUUUUGAUGAUUUCUGUUGCACUCUCUUGCGUGUAAACUUUUUUUUUUCUUUCGUUCACCUAUCUUGAUGGCUUCAAGAUAUCUGUGCUGGCAUUAUGUGUGCAGCUUUCUGAUGUAUUACCCUUUAAUUGCCUAAAUUUUCUUUCCUGGAAAAAAGAAUCCACUUUAAUUGCACUUAUAGCUACUCACAUGUGCGGUUCAGAAAGUGAAAAAUUACUUUUAUGCCAUUGGCUACUCCAGGAGGAAAUUUGUAGGCUUGUCACGAUAAGCCGUAAUGGGCACCAGUGCAAAUUAAUGUUGGUAUAUUCUACACAUUUUUCUCACUUCAUGUGCUUUGAUGUGCAAGGUGAAUUUUGUCACAUCUUAUGGCAGCCUAUGACAUGUUCUAGCCAUUUUCAGUUCAGAAAAAGCUCUAAAGGAACAUGAAAUGUUGUGUUGGUCUCUUUAGCAGCAUUUGUCAGCAUGCACUACAUCAUGAGCAUCAAGUAUCAGCACAUUUUCUUACUUGUCACAGCUACGAAUGUCCUCUUUUUUAGCCGUUUUGUUUGCAUAGCUGUUCUGCGGGAUGCCUGUGACUUUCAAUUAACCAAAGACCUUGCUUGAAGUAAGCUUCAUUGUAAAUUUAAUGGAGCUAAUGUAAUUUUGAUACUGGUUUGAAUUGACGAAUUUCUUAAUUAUAUGAGUUGAGCAUUAUUGCGAGUUUACUGCAGUUGUGAUCAAGAAAGAUUUAUCCAGUUUGGGACACCUCACCCACAAUAAUAUGGACUAACCGUGUUCCUUUACUAACGACUCAGUUGAUCCUAAACUGUACACAAUGACUCAUAAGACUGCCUUAAGUUCCUACCAAGCUCUUACCUGUUUUUUUUUUUUUUCAUUUCUUAUGUAAUACAAGCUGCACAUUAUGCUGUACUGCAAUGAAUUACUUUCAUUCUGCAAAUACAUAACAAAUCAGUGACUGUAUUUCUUAUUGUACAGUGCAGCACACUCAUAACAAUAUUUAUAGAAUUCGAAAAUCUGGGCACAUGUUCACCAAGCAGUUCGUAUACCAUAAUGACUUUAAAAAAAGCGGUACCAGCCAAUUGUGACAGUCAACAUAUCCCCUUCAGGUGCUGUGUGCACAGUUGCACGCACCAGAAUAGUGCAUCAAAACUCAAAGCAGUGACAAAAGUUAUACUAUUGAAAAUGUGUUGCAAACAUCUUGACACACUUCGGAACACACACCUGUGCUGCAAGCUUGAAUAUGUGUGUUUUUGUAAAACAAAUUGGAAGGUAGAUGUUUCGGUGUUUACUCUGUUUCAAUAUGUCGUCUUGUAGUGGCUUCACUUCUUUUAUUGCUUUUCACAAUGUUUUACAUCAGGCACAUGCUUAGAAAGGCUGGAUGAGUACUUUCCAAAUGUGCUAGACAUAAAAUAGUUUAUGUUCUUAUAACUGAGAUUUCCAUGGAGAAUUCUCACAUGUAGUCCACUUUGCUGUAAACUUUCAAUAUGUGGCAUGAUACUAAAGACGUAAAAUUAUAGUGAAACUAAAUUUUCAAUGAGCAGAAUUGAUUGGCACCUGAAGGGAAUAUAAAAGUUGGUGACAACCUGCACUGUGUGCCUGAGAGACUCCCGAGAGAUGCCAGCAUUGAAAGAAAUUCGUCUCAGCCGUGACGUCGUCGAAAUCACGUAUAAUUGGUUGAUGCAUCUACACAUAUUUUAUUUUGGUUGGACAUUGGCAUACUUGCUGAUGAAUUCUUAGGUUGUCAUUGACUGCGUUGAAUUUUGAUAUAACGAAUUAUCAAUAUAGUGAAAUAAAUCUAAGAUUUUUCUUGUCGAUAUCAGCAGGUAAUGGAGAUAUACUGGUAACGAAUAUAACGAAGGUAUUUUGGUGCUGGAUGCAACUUAGUUAUAGCAAGGUUUGACUAGUCACACCUUCUUAUGAUUAAGUCACAUUCAACAUGAAAAUACCUUCAUUAUAUCCAAUAUUCAUUACGAGCACUAUUCGUACAGUCAAACUUAGUUAUAACGAAGUAGCAUCAAUACCUUUGUUACAUCCAGUAUUUGUUACAAGUGUGUGUUUGUUGAGGUCAAAAGAUUUUUUGAUUUCGUUAUAUCCGAUGAUUCAUUAUACUGAGGUUCAACUUUAGUCAUAAGGCUGAGCAGUUGCAGACUUUGAAUGAAAAACUUUGUGAAUUCGACUGCCUGGUCGCUAUAGCUGGUUACUAAUGUUACGGACUGCAUUUACAACUGAGCCUAAUGUUCAGGUUGUGUUGCUGUUAUUUUCUUGUUCAGAUCUCAAAGCUUCGUGAAUUUGAGUUUCCACGGGUGCUACUGAGUACAUAUAUGCAAAACUUGCUUUGUGCUUCUUCCGUCAUCUUUGUACAAUGGUCUCAUUAGCUUGCACACAUACUGUUAUUUGCAAUGUGUUUCUAAUACAGUUGUUUGUUUGCUGUGUUUUUUAAUGUCUAUGUUUCAGCAAGGGCUAUUCAAUUACAUCUGGCCUAUGGUGUGAUCGUACAAGCAUUAACAAAAGCACAGACAAUAAAUAUUAUCAUGCCAAUUCACAACAGCUCAUAGAAAGAAGACUUAAACUCAUGUGAUGUGCGUUUGCCUUAAACAAAAUGACUGGGCUUUUACACUGCAACUUUUUCAAAUCGCAGCUCAUGGCUUAACCAUCUAAAAGACACCUUGACAAUAUUGUAGGCACCACAAAAAUGUUCAUGUUACAUGAAUUCCUAAACAUUAGAAGCUGUGUUCCGGCUUUUCGUUUUUUAUAAAAUUUCAAUUUACAUAAUUGGUUUGAACUUAUUACGAAGUGUGCGGAAUGACAGCAGUAGUGUGCUAUCAAAUGGCUGCCAUCUUUUCCUUUGACGUUUGCAACAUCUAUCUUGCAGAGAAAAGAUUUGAUACAAUAAGUGUGGGGAUUUUUUUUUUCUCACUUUAUGGCUGUUCGUUCAGUUACCAGUGAAAAACUUUAUCUCUGUCCCUUACAAAACACAUUGAAUUUGAAAACAGAGGCUUUCCAACUCCCUAAAAUGGCAGAUUUAUGAUGGUGCAAGCUUUUCUCAUUUUCGUCAUUUUGCUUUUAUGUUGCAAACUCUGCUUGAUGUUAAUUUGAGAUGAAUAAAGAGGAAAAGUAAGCCCUAUAAAAAUAUUAUUUGUGCACUAAUUCCUACCUUGCCAGUUAAAGAGUUGAGGCUUAAGUAAUUGUGAAAUUUAUUCAUUAGAAAAAUUUAGGUUGUCCAUAAAUGUAUUGCCUUUUACAGAAUACUGGGUUACAAGAGAGGUUUGUGCGAGUAGCUGCAUUGGUGGAAUCUUGUAGUGCACAGGUUAACCACAAAAGACACAAAGCUAAUACUGCAGGGACAAAUAAUAUUCUACUUCACUGCUAGAGCGUAAAAAGUCUUCAGAGACAUAGUUGUUUAUGUGCAGUUCUUUUUUAUUUUUUCCUGUGGCAAGCUGACUUGUGUGACAAAAAGAUUUCUAAAGCAUUGCGGUUGGACAAAGCGCCGCAAGUUGUCGCUACUAGCAUUGCUAGUGUUAUUCAUGGCUCUGGUUACAUGGUAUUCCGUAAAUGUUGAUAUAUUUAAGGACAAGCUAAAGUUUUCUAUUGUCUAGACACCCUAUACCGUGCGGCAGUUUUUGAGCCUCUAAUCUAACCUUGCGUGCUUAAGAGCACCAGGUAUAUGUUACUUUUGUGGCUAAAUUGCUGGCUCAUUCACACUCAAAUUUCACGCAGAGGUAGCAUUUCACAGUGCAUGCAGUUUAAUGCCACGUUUGAGUGCAUUACUUGCAUGCGUCAACUUGCACACAAAUAAAGGAAUAUAUUUCGUCUGUGGUGGCAUUGGAAAAAAAUGCAGAAUUUGCAGGAAUGAACAGAUAGUGUCAUCUCUUGACUGUAAUGAGAAAACACCAUUGUGCGCCGUGUUACACUGUCGCAGUUGUGACAGAGCGCCACUGUUUCAUUCGUGCAAAAUUGUACGUGUUUUGUCGGCCAUUGCCGCAGGUGACACCUACUUCUGACACAAGCGAAUUUUCGUUUCACUCAAUGCUUGUGGUGGAAUUCAGUUCUGUUAGGCACUUUUUUUGUGUGCGUGUUUGCGAUCUAUUUUAUUACUCUGUAAUUUCUUCAAAAAUGGCCACGUUCUUCUUGGCAUGUGUUGAUUCCCAUUCUUGAUCUAACUUGUUUUUUCCCCAAACAGUUAUUUUUGGUUCUCGCCUUUUCACAAACGAAGUCUCAUAUUGGGUGCUUAAAGAUUUUUGACCCCUUAACUGCUGACUCCAUUUGUGUGGACUAAAGGAUUUGAACUUAAAUCGCACUGUUGGCCUGACUGGUGGUUUGUGCCCACAAGCAGUUCCUGGGACAAUAGCUGGCAUAAAAGCACCCUCAGUUGACAUAUCUUACACAUUGUGCCCUAAUCUUGUUACUUAAGGCAGCAGGCAUAGCUCGUCAUGACGUUAUUAAGUUAUAUGUCACCAACAAUGAGGACAUAUGCAUAGGCCAAUAUUUGUGAGGUGCAGGUUAGCAGUUUUAGUUUACUAGGUUUGCGCUCAUGCUGUUUUAGCUCCAUUGUUUGAAGUGAACUGUGUGGGGUACGAUCGAAAGAAUGGUUUUUAUGGGACCAAAGGUGUUUGGUUCAGGUGCCAUGUUCAAGCCCCUGGCACAGAAUGGGUGUUCGUGUGUUGGCUCUUUGACAGUGAUUUAGGGAAGUGCCAUCUACGAAGUCAGGACCGCCAGUUGUAUGUUAUAGAAAGGAUGUUGCAUUUGCAUCUAGAUUUUAAGAUCGCUUGUCGAACCAAACAGGGCACUAGCGAACUUUGCACACACUUGUGUGAAUCUUAAAUGUCUUGGAUGAAGGUGUCCCUGAAACUGUUGCAGUGAUGUUUACUGUGUGGGAUAUGUGGCAAGCAGCGUGCUUCUGGCAUUCCAGUCAUGUGCACUUUGUUUAAGAAAUGAAACUAUGUGUGUGCUUUUUUUUUGUUGGGUUGUUUGUGAGAGAUAUCCCAACAGAGCUUCACAUUAGUGUCAGUGUGUUUUCGGAUACAAUCCACUCAAGCCUUCAUGGGAAAAAAAGUGUGAUCUAAGCAUUAAAAACACUUAAGUUAUGUUGAGGAGACAGAGAUAGGUGCAAGCAGCAAAAUUUUAGCAUUGUGCUAGCAUUAUGCAGCCAAGUCUACUGCCACAGCUACUGGUAGCUUUUCAAGCCUUCAUAGUGUUACGGAGUACUUGAGCACAAAGAUGACGACAGCGCUGUGUAGCUCUGCAAGGGAGAUAAAGCCACCACCGAAGUGUGACAGGAAAGUACGUUUAAACGACGCAAGAGCAUACUUACAUGAUCUGUGGAGGUUUAUGUGAAUGAUAUGGUGCAUACAUAACGGGGACUGCUGUCCCCCUUAAUCAGGUUUGUCACCUUGCAGAGCACUACACCACUAUCGUGUUCGUGCGCAAGUUCUUCAUAAUUCUGUGAUAGCGGAAGCAAAUAGAGACAAAUCAAUUCUCCACCUAACAUUCCCAUGAAGCUUGAGUUGGUGCGAAAGGAAGGGUCCUUUGAUGUUGUUGUCUCAACUUGUCUGGCGAUGGAGUCUUCUGUAUUCUAGCCACAGUCACGAGCCAAUGCAGCAUGAUGCUUUGUGGUCACCUUCAGAGAAGUCAGCCCCGGUUGCUGAUGAAGGUGUGAUGUAUGUUACUAGCAUUUGCCACCCUCGCAAGGUUAACACCCUGCAGUGUGAUGUCUAGAGCCCUCUAGUCAAAGUGCGUUUUGCCAAAAGAAAGAGAAAAAAAAAGAAAGACCUUCAACGUUUGGAGGGCUGUCAUAUCAACGUCUGUGCUGACGCAGCGUAGUUCUUUGGGAUGAACCCUCCUGCAGCCUUUUUAGUGAAGGGAGCUUCAGGAACCGUGACCUUUGAAGCGAGAGAAAUGCAACUGCAAUAAUCUCCACCAUAAUCUUUGUUGCUUCGUGUGAGCUUUUGAAGAAAGCGCGAGGCAGGUGUAGGGACGCAACACUGUGGAGUCUGAUUGCUCGCUCAGACUUGGGACAGAACAUGUAGAGAACAUUUUGCAGCAUUUCUUAUUGGGAGCACCUCACCUUAUCCCUCUUUUACCUUUUCCCAUUGCAGAUCAAAUUAUUUGUCCUGCAAACACACCAGCUUCUGGUAGGCCGACCAACAUGUCCACUUCGGAUGUAGUUCUGUGGCGGCACUAUAAAUACAUAUAAAUAUUAUACAUAUGCAUAUAACUUAACGGAUGUAGCAUAUAAGGUACCCACACACCUAGGAGGCCUACUUGAACCAAAGUGUAUAAAAAAUGCCACUGGACCACUUGUUCGACCGUAGUCGAGCCCCUAGGGCCGAGUGUGUAUACUUCGAUACGCCUGUUAUUCCGCCUGUUUGCUCUCGUGUAUCUUGUUCUUCGAAGACCACACAGGAUUGUAGGCUUAGCCGGUGUUUUGUGAAAGCAGACGCACAGAUUCCCGUCUUGUUUAUAUGCGACGUCCCAUAGCUUAUUUAAGGCGGCAGUGAACGGGUCCGAGAACUUUGUCUUUGUAUCUUUGUGCUGAUGCUCGUCCGAAAAACAAAAAAAAAAAGUUAUUCCUUCAUGUUGGUUCCUUCUGCGUUUUGCUCAUGCCACCUGUUUCAAAAUGGAUAGCUUGAUAAAACGCUGUUCCUAGGUGCCGACAAAUACACUUUGCAUCUACUUCGUGGUAGCGACAACCUUGCCCGAAUGCUUACUGCUUUUAUUACGUUGCAAUGAAAGCACACAAUUCAAGGCAUUGUUCUUAUGAUAGCACUAAAUGUGCAGGCGUCUCAAAGGCUGCACAGGCCAUCUUCACCCACGUCGGCUGGUGCAGAAAGCUUUACUACGUGUCCUCCGGUAUGUUGAGACUAGUUGCUAAUGUCAGAAACUAUUUGGGGACUGUACGCAUUGGUUGCUGCGCAAACCUUGGAAUUUGUAAAAGGUCAGAUGCGAGAAUUUUCUACAUGUUGAUGACGUUACGAAUUUCUGUGAUAACGUCAGGCGAUAAAUUUAAAGCUUUCGCAGCAAGAGGAUGCGGUGAUCGCAAUACCUAUGUGAUGUAGUUAGCCAUCGGCUAUGAUGGGGGUUCGCUACCACGUUUUAUACCAACUGUGUCUGUUAAGUCUGUUAAGACACAAUGUUCAACAGCUAUUGACUUCCGUUAAAGAAAAAGUAAAAACAUGCUGGCAAGAACCUUCGAGCAGUUCUUCACUAGCUUGAAUAAAGCAAGGCUGUUGAUUCUCUUCAUUUUCUGACACGCUUUAUUUUCCUCCUCUCUUGAGUUAUUAGGUUAGUUUUGUCUUAGUUAUGAAGUUGUCCUUUAAGAACUGAAAGUGCACUGUGCACUGAGCUUGCAGUGUCUUUUUUCACUAGGGUGCUGAUGUAAAAAAAAAUAAUAAAUUAUGUGUAUUGCCCCGCAUCCCUCGUGUAUGCACCGCGCCCAAUAUCACAUCUAAACGUUUUUGUACUCGCACAGCCCUGACUGCGCGUUUUGUUUCUGGUUCACUGGCCAACCGUUUCCAAGCUGUCACUUCCUGUGCAUCACAUGUCAAAGUUUCGACACGUUUCCCUUUGUCCGGCGUCGCCUGUGGCGAAUAAUGUUUAAUGGCACUGCAAAAGAGUUGAUGAAUGCACUCUCGCCCGGAAACAUAAGCUGACAGUGCCCUCAUGCGUUUGGAGUUGCCUGCUAGCAAACAUGUUUGCGGCAUUGGUUCUCAACGGAGGAGCGUUUUAAGCGGCAAGCCAGCAGGCAAGAAGCAAAGCUUGUAAUUGCCGCACACAUACUACUACCAUUUAUGGAAUGUCAGAGACGUAGACGUAAGCAGCAACAAUGGUGGUGCCAUCUGGUGACAUUGAGUUUGUUUUGCACCGGUGUGUGCAAACUAUUAUUGCAAUGACAGGCUAUGGGUUACUCCAUCGACAGGGUAAAAGGCAUCGGCAACAGCAUGAUUGUGAAUGUGCCAUCUCUUUUUUUUUUUUUGUUCGAUAUAACAAUAAUUCAAAUUGUUCUGUUGCUUUGUGGUGAAGCAAACUGCCACAAGAUAUCGCUACGAGCUGUGCUGCUACUUCCCUCAUCUCCGGCAAUCUGUAAACCUCAGCAUGUGUAUGAACACUAAUAUUGGUUUCGAUUUUGAAAGUGUUUGACAUAAGCAAACUUUCAAGAUGUUUCCAGCUGAGCGAGAGUGAUGUGACAUUUCCACGUGUGAUGUGCAUAUUGGUGUAAGUUGUGCUAACUAUGCUGAGUAGGGAGCCCUUAAACGCACCUUUUGACUUCUAGAGCAGUGUGCGUAGUCUUUUGCACGUCUGCAUUUUUGUUAAAUUUUUUUCUUGCCCAGGGGGGGGGGGGAGGGGUAGGGUUCCUACCACGGUUCCUACCUUAUGUGGUUCCUACCUAAAAGUAGAGAGCAGCGCACCUAGGUGGCACUGUGAAAAGGCGGUCUGCUGUCUCCAAUUUAUUUGCAGUGUUCAGCACAGCGGUUUUUCGCGCCGUGUAGAUUUCUUCUGGUGCUUCUGGCACCACGAGCUUGCGACAGGCGACGCCGGGCUGUGACCCGCGUCUUCGACAGCGUGCACUGUACCGCGAUUUCCACACGACUGCCGCCAUUCCUUCUAUACGCCUGGUGGUGAUGACGAUGUCCCGAACUGUUGUUGUUAUUCCCGGGGCAGCGAACGCGGUCUCUGCAGCUAACCAAGCAGUCGUUGCUGUUUCAGAGCGAGGGAAGUGCUUGUACGUGUGUGUGUGUGUGUGUGCACGCGUUCCUCACCACUUGUAAACGCGGGACCGUGUGUUGUUCACCCUCGUUCGAACGGAAAAAAAAAAGUAAGAAACCUGUCGAAAAACUGCCCUCGAGAUCUAUUUUUCCUUACCCUGCGCUGACAGUUUGCCACUAAACCGGUGAGUGCGCUGAGAUGUUGCGAAGAUAUAUGCAACGGUGAGAGAGAAAGACACAGAAAGAAAUUAAAAAAAAAAGAACACAACAAACUGGCGUUUCUCAAUGGCUUACAGUAGCUGGCCGAAGUCGUCGUCGUCUUGUGCGCGGGAAAGUGGAACCCGCGCGCAUCUCUCUAGUUGGCCGUUCUGUACUGCUCCGUGUACCGUGCACACAAACUGUUUCCUUCCUGUUAUUCCUGUGGAUGAUGGAACGCUGCUGACGCUCCCCGCGGUGCUAUUGGUUGGUCGUUAGCGCUUGUGCCCCGGGCCGUGUCUCAUUCAGCGCUGAACUUGCAGAGAUGGUGACCACAUCUUGGUUUCCGUGAUCUUUUCGCACAUUUAUUACACUGGCAGCGCGCGAAAACUUGAGGCAAUCACUUUUAUUUUUCUUGCUUGAAACUGGAACGUUAAAUCCUCGUUAUUACUCUCCAUAGCGUAGCGGUAAGACAUGUGGCAUUUAUUUUUAAGCAUGUCAUUGGGACUAGUGCUGGUAGUGCCUCCUAAUCUAAAUCGAAAUUAUUUCAAGUCUACGUGCGGAAUCGAAUUCACAAGCUAAAAUUAAUCAGACUCAAAGGUGGUGCAGUCUUUAAAAUGAAUUGGCCUAUCGGCUAAGCCUAGCGCUUGCUUUAUUCGCUGAAUUUCUGUUUGUGAGUCUGCAUUUUUUAAAAUCUGACUCGUUAUUUUCGGCAAGUUACAAUUACCAGGGCCGAUUGGAUCAUCCUUGCCAUUGCUUGGUUCAUUCACGUCCGCAGGUCUCUUAAACUAACCAAUCUACUUAUUCUGGCAGAGCUUCGGUUCUUAUAAUUAAAUGCAAAGGUCACCGAGUGUGCAACACACGCACAAGUUAUUGCAAUCAGUCCGCCUGCUGUCUCUACGAUCACUCCGCCUGCUUUCUGUGUAAUUGGUUCACUUUAUGCAAGUGAGGACCCAGCGAUCUGAAUGGGCUCAGCUUAGGCUUAACCCAGCUCUGUUAAGGUCUCGUCAUAUAGCUCAUUUUUUUGCGAAUAUGUGUAAAAGAUAUGUAUCCCUUGAUUUUGUCCAUUACUGCCUAGACCAUCCUGCAGUGUCACUCUUAAGAAAUGAAGUCGACAUCACACCGUGACAGGCGUAUUCAUUCCGUUCGUUAUUAUUGCGACACUUCAGUCCUUGGCGCUUGUCCCCGAGCUUAAAGCUCGAUGGAACCGACUGUGGCGCGUUAUCAUACCUAGCAAGUCUUGCGGUGAACACGUGCUGUGGGCGCGCGUGCGUUUGGAGUUUUGAUCUCUUUUAGUAGAGCAACACUACACGUGUCAGUGUUGUUUUGAAUCAUGCUGCUAUUUUCAAUACUUUAUCACUGCAUGCCCAUGAUUGAGCUAUUACGUAUAGUAAGCGGACCCUAAUGUCACCACUGCGUACUAGGUGGCGGUGCCAUCGUUAGUGUGCAGAAGUUUUUUGGUUUUUUUUUGAGUUCGGAUGUCAUGGUUGUUGAAUUUCCGAUUCUCAGCUUUGCUGUUUUUGCUCCCUGUUGUGUUCUGUGAAUUCUUUUUUCGGCAAGAAAAUGUGUUGGAGAAAUAAAUUUUGAAAUACAGAAGGGACCAAA
Dermacentor silvarum is the source of this 19101-nucleotide messenger RNA. RefSeq names its product eye-specific diacylglycerol kinase (gene rdgA). Gene Ontology annotation, biological process: lipid phosphorylation; intracellular signal transduction; diacylglycerol metabolic process. Gene Ontology annotation, molecular function: protein binding; ATP-dependent diacylglycerol kinase activity. NCBI's taxonomy places the organism in Eukaryota, Metazoa, Arthropoda, Arachnida, Ixodida, Ixodidae. The transcript is spliced from 29 exons. Bases 3249 to 6110 code for a protein of 953 amino acids. The record is from RefSeq and is a predicted model, not a curated record.